Messenger RNA from Penicillium samsonianum, 336 nucleotides. RefSeq lists its product as uncharacterized. The transcript has 2 exons. Bases 1 to 336 code for a protein of 111 amino acids. The record is from RefSeq and is a predicted model, not a curated record. Lineage: Eukaryota; Fungi; Ascomycota; Eurotiomycetes; Eurotiales; Aspergillaceae.
AUGUUCAAUUGCACCUGGACAGCAGAGGGUGAAGACCGAGGUCGUUUCUUUUCAGGAGCAUCGCUUGGACGAUACAAGCAAGCAAAUGCCUCAUGGACGCAGACAGUCAAAGAAGCAAGGUUUUCUUUGAUCAAUGAUGCGGAUAUGGCAUUAAGGGGGUAUACCAUGAUCGACUGCCCUGCAUCCGCAAAGCGGAUUUGGUUCGGAAACUGCGCCGAGGUCUACCCUCUACUACAUAUGUUGAAGGGUAAUACCAGCCCAGAUGCUGUGUGUGGAAUAGCUGUGCAUCGGAAAGGGGUGCUGCACAGCAAGUAUGAAGAUGGUACCUCGCGAUGA